CGGCAGGCCUGGAGGCCCCGCCUUUCAGAGCUCAGCCAAGAGUUCCUAGCCCUUUAAACUGUUCAUUCUUAGGAUUUCUCUGGACCUUCCACUGGGACCAGCAAAGGGAUGUGGGAAUUAGGUUAUCAGUUUCUUUGCUUUAUAGACUUUUCUGGAAAGGUUUCUAGCUCUUGCUAUUUGCUAAGUCUUCCCUCUUUAUAAGAGGAUCAGUCUCUCUGUUUCCUACUAGCCUCUUCCCUCCUUCCCUCUCCUGGGAAGAGGCCAGCUGGCCUCUAGCCUUUGUACCAGAUUUUUCCGUAUUUUCUAUUUACCUUUUGAUUUUUUUUUUCAUCCUUAGUGUCAUUCUGCUCCCCACUACCACCAAGCCUGUGUAGCUCAGGCUACCCUCAGCCUCCCAAAUGAUAAGAUUCCCAAAGUGUGUGCCCCUCCCCAUGCCAGGCUGCCCCGCCUGUUUCUUUUUGCUGCUGCUGUUUUUGAGCCAAGUUAUUGCUGUGUAGCCCUGGCUUGCCUCGAACUGUCUAUGUAAUCUGGGCUGGCCUUAAAUUCACUGUGUAACCAAGUAUGACCGAAUUUCUGAUACGCUGCCACACAGCUUUACGAGGUUCUGGCGAUCAGGCCCAGGCUUCAUGCAUGCUGGGCAGCCACACUCCCCAAAGAGCCACGUCUCUUGUUUCCCUUUCCCCUCAUUCUGCUGUAAGCCAGGAGUGAGGGCAUCCACAGUCCCAAGCAUAUUUUACCCAGCUUCCCUCACUCUGGCUCCAGAUCACUUCAGUGUUAAAGAGCCCUCAAGUGAGGUCUCUUUUGCCCUAUGUGUAAGUCACACUGUGCUGAAUCCUGAGAGUUUGCUGUCUGGGCCUAGGUCUCCCAGCCACCAUCCUUCCUAUCCUGUCCUGUCUGAUGUGGACCCUGGCUUGUCUUCUGGCCAGGGCUGGAUGACUAGGCUAAGAAUCUGCCCAGAGUUAGCCUCAAACAUUCCCUGGGCAGAGGCUGAGGUUGGGACUGAAGCCACUGUCCUUAGCAAAGAGCCCAGCACCCUCCUGCACCUGCCCCUCCAGACCAAUGGCAGAAACAAUGGAAACAUCCCUGAUCCUGUAACUUUGUUUGCAUCACCUGACUGUUCUAAAUCUAGACAGAUGUGUGUACUCACACAUGCACACAACACACACAUGCGCUCACACACAAAUACAGGAUGGAACAAUGCAUUUGGUUCAUGAAUUCUGGCCAGGUCCUACAGGCCCUAGCCAAUCUGACUUGGGUCUGUCUGUCAGCCAGUCAUCCAUGGGCAGCCUCUGUGGAUAACAAAGCAGUAGCUGAACCUCUAUGAUUUUCUCCACAUGGGAGUCACAGGUGAGAAUGAUUGAGGACGCUCACUAUAUAGCUCGGUCGUGAAUCCCACCCCCCCAUGCGCACAAACAGAAUAAGCCAUCACAGGGACCAGACACAGGCUCUACUAAAUAGAUUCCUACCCCUAACAAAAUUCUUCCAUAGAUGUGAUGUGCCCCCAACCUAGCAGAGGCUGAAAUAUGCCACUUCCUGGGUUUCAGACUAUAAAAUAUGCUUAAGGAGGGCCAAGAGCAGAGUUGUUGCUAUGACAGCUGAGGUAAGCCAGGCUUUUCCUGGUACUCAGCAGACCAGGCACCUGGCACUGUGUAUAUCUUACUCUUGCUAGUACACACGGAAGGUCCUUAGAUGGCUGCUGCUUCUUCCUGCUUUAUCUUUUACCCAGCACUCCAGGGCUGAGUGACACAGUGUUUGGGGCUGUCUGUGUGACAGCAGAUGUGAUUUCACAAGGACAGAUGUUUGCAAGAUGACUAGGUUCAGGAAGGCAGGAAGAAGAUAGGGAGAGACCCUUCCUGGAUAGCUUCAAAUCAAUCCUGAGGGAGUGAGACUGUUUUCUUGAGAUGAGGUCCUGUUUGCCACUGGAGAGCUGCUGGGACCCUUCUGUCUCCACUCCCCAUCAUCUCACUUGGGGGUCUGGGUUACAGUUGUGUAGCACCGUGUCCAACUUUCUGUACAUCCUGAGGAUCCAGCUCAAGCCUCAAAUGUGCACAAGCACUUUAUUCACAGGGCUCAAAGAUACCCAGCUCAUGAUCACUGCAAGUCAUUUCUCUGCUGUUCCAGAUUACAAAUGGGCCAUGGGCCUCUGCUUGGGCUGCCCUUGGAUUAGCCUGUGAAAAAGACCCAAGUUCCCCUGCUUGUUAGAUGGGUCCCUUACCCUACCAGAGGGAGCCCUUCCCCCAAAUACCCUAACAGGGUCCCAUGGCCUGACCUCUACUCCAGCUUUCUCACAGGGGUUUGUUUGCACAGCACUGGGGAGUCCAUGUCUUCCAAGGCCCACUCCUUGUCAACAGAAUGCCCCGUGUCAUUCACUCCUUGUCCCUUGAUCUGUGCCAGUGAUCCUGAUCCGGGGAAACAAAAUAUCCAAGGGGUGGGGGAGACAAACCUCAUGGCCCACUUGACCCUGAGAAUCCACAUGCAGAGUGGGAUUCAUGGCAGGCGUUGUAAUCCCUGUACUCUAUAAUCCCAGCAAGAUAGAGAGCUACUACCAGCCAGGCAGUGGUGGUGCGUGCCCUUAAUCCCAGCAACAGCAGCACAGGCCUGCCUAGUCUACUAGGAGUUCCAGGACAGCCAGGGCUACAACUAACUAGCCUUGAAGCUCUCCGGCCAGCAUGCCUGGAGCACACAGCACAGCGGCAGAAAGAGACUUUGCCCCAACAAGAUGGAAGGCAAGAACCCACUUCCAAAAGUUGUUCUCUGACCUACACUUGCAGGCAACCUGCAUAACACACAUAAUAAAUAUUUCAAAAGUUGGGCGUGGUAGUGCUCUUGUAAUCCCAGUGCAGGGUAAAUGGAAUCAGACAGACCCCUGGAGCUUCCUGGCCAGCUAGCCUAUUAAGUUCCAAGCCAGUGAGCCUAUCUCAAAAACAAGGGAGAUGGCUCUUGAGGAUUGAAACCAGAGGUCGUCCGUCCUCUGGCCUGCACAACCCUGUGCACUCAUGGUGUGUGUAGCCAUAUGCAGUCUAGCUGGGCAUUGGUGGUGCACGCCUUUAAAUCCAGCAGAGGCAGAGGCAGGCAGAUUUCUGUGAGUUUGAGGCCAGCCUGGUCUACAGAGCGAGUGCCAGGAUAGGCUUCAAAGCUGCAGAGAAACCCUGUCUCAAAACAAAACGAAUACGUAGUCUGAUCUCUGAUCCCACCCAAACCUCUCAGGUGCAAAGGGUCACAAGGCAUCUACCACAGAAUCCCGGCGUCUGUGACACAGGUCAGCAUUUGGACUUGAUGGUGAGGAGCACUUUGAAGGUGUCCCUGAGAGACAGUCUCUUCUUUCACUGGGCACUUGAGUGCAUAGGCAUGUGGUGGGUAUGGUUCGUGACCAGAGACCAAUCUACUAAUGUCUCUAUUCUGGGAUAUCCAUCCCCCCAAGCUCAUUUAGAAACCGCAGUUAGGAUGCCUGCAUACAUAGUGCUCAGCAGCUAUGAUCCCAGAAUUACUCCGGAGCAGCAAAGACAAAAACCAUCUCUGGGUGGGAAGGAGAGGGACGUUGAGAAUCUGCGGGUAGAAGCUGGGCGGGGUGGCUCUUGCCUGGGGAUCUGGUGCUGUCAGGAUGGCCCGCUAGGCCGCUCUUCUAAUCACUAGUCCCAUCAUUACUAACGACAGCAGCUACUGCACCCUGGCUUUCUGGCUUUUGGGAUUGCCCCAGGCUGCCCCUGGCGGCACUCCUCCACCCCCAUAUCCAGUCAGCUGAUUGGCGGAGACGCCCGCACACUCCCCGCCCCUGUGAAAGUUUGGUCCCAACGGCGCGGGACUCCUGCUCUAGCCCGAGUCCCAAACUCAAAUCCCUGCACUCGGGCGGGCGUGCGGGCGUGGGAGGGCUAACUGAAGGGGUGGAGAUUGACCCCAGCUGGGUCAGCCUUCCUUCGAUCUGGGAGUCCCGGUGUCCCCGGCCACGGGAGCGCAGGCACGCUUGUGUUCAGGUUGCUUGCGAGGGCGUGGGGAGAGGCAGGGUAGCUAGAACGGUUGCCAUCUCCCAGGUCGCUGCUCCUCGUCCCAAGACGGCGGUGGCUCGGGCGACCAGACCUAUCCAAACCAGUCCUUCCGAGGCACUCGACUGCCCGUGGCUGGAGAUGAAACCGGCAGGUGCGGGUCCCGCGGUCUCCCCCGGGACCGAGUCCACGGAUGUGUCGCUUGGCCCGCCGUUUCCUUGGCCCUGCCCACCCGAUGUGCGGCUGUGUGGCCACCUGCGGAAGCAGAAGUCUCAGCGCCGCCGCUUCUUCGUCCUGCGUGCUGACCCUCCGCGUCUGGAGUGCUACGAGAACGAGAAGAAGUUCCUCGCCAGCGGCUGCCGCCCACCUCGACCCCGGCGCAGUGUGAGCCUGGAGGGCGCCUGCACUAUCAGCAAGCGCGCGGAUGCCCGCCAGCGCCACCUCAUCGUCGUCUACACCAGCGACAGCAGCCUGGGCGUAGCGGCGGCCAGCGAAGCUGAGCAGCAAGCAUGGUACAGCGCCCUCCUGGAGGUGCGCGCCUCGGCCGCGGCAGCUGCUGCCACCGCUAUGGGUCUCAGUCCCCAAGAGGCCCCUGAGUCUUGGAUCUUCGCCCCGUUCCAGGACGUCUGGCCUGUGACACUGAGGUCCAAGGGGCUGGGGCGUGUACAAGGCCUGAGCAGCGGCAGCUAUCGCCUGUGCCUGGGUUCUGGGGCCCUGAGCCUCCUGCGGAAGCCAGGAAGCAAAGGCUCCAAAGACAGCCGGGCAUCGCCACCACCCGCCCUGCGUCUGUCCUUGCUCAGCGUGCGCCGCUGUGGCCACGCAGACUCCUUCUUCUUCCUGGAACUCGGGCGAUCAGCGCCCACAGGUCCCGGGGAGCUGUGGAUGCAGGCACCUGAUGCAGUGGUGGCCCAAAGCAUUCAUGAGACCGUCCUGGCUGCCAUGAAGAGGCUGGGGAGCAGUGCAACCAGUGGCAAGGCUGAGCUACCAUCUGGAGAUCUUCCAAACAGUGCUUCUGCAGCCCCUGCCCCGACAACAUACGAAACCCCUGCUUCUGUAACGCAACCAAAAAGCCCGGGUGAGAGAGCAAAGCAAGACUGCAAGACCUUGGAAAGGACGGGGCCCACACCCUCCUACAAGGGUCUAGAUCUGGGCGGGGACUAUAUCACCAUGGGCGUCAGGGAUGACUAUGUGCACAUGGGAGGGAAGGCUGGUGACUACAUGUGGAUGGCACCCCCAAGCCUUCCUCCCGCCCCUGCCAGGGUAGAUUCUGGCAAGUCACUUCAGGACUGUGAGGGCACAGAGUACGUGCCCAUGAAUAGAUUUUUACCAGGGUCUUUUUACUACGAGCUCAAGGCCAGGGAGCCUGAACUUGGGCAUCAGGGUGCCCCCUGCAGCAUUAGGGACAGAUGGGGACCCACAGAGGCUCAGCCCCGCUCUUCCCAACUUUCAGAACUAUCUGGGGAUUACAUGUACAUCCCAGACUCUGUAGGAAUGAACAGUGCUAAGCCAGGGGCCCUGGAUAGCUGCCUCAACUAUGUGGACCUGGACCUAGUCCCGCCCUUGGAGGUGCCUGGAGCAGUCUCUGAGGAUAGUCCAAAUAGUUAUGCCAGCAUCAAGUUCUAGAACUUUUGGGGGAGAUGUCAGGGGAGGAGACCCAGGCAUUGGCCAAUGGAGAGAGAAAGAGUUACUAGUGUUCACUUCAGCUCCUGCACAGGGGAGCAAGGGACCCUGAGGUCACCACAUCCCUUGUAAGCGGCUAUGCUGCCCCUUGUCUGCUCUGUCACUCCCAGCUAUGUGUCACCUAAGAAACCCUCAGGAAGAGGUUCUCCCAAGAAAUUAGUUUUUUUUUUAAUUUUAAAGGGUUUUUAAAAAUUUAUUAUGCAUACAGUGUUCUGUCUGCAUAUAUGCCUGCAGGACGGAAGAGGGCACCAGAUCUCAUAACAAGCUGGUAGUGA
This is a messenger RNA of Cricetulus griseus (Chinese hamster), 5935 nucleotides long. The record is from RefSeq and is a predicted model, not a curated record. Lineage: Eukaryota; Metazoa; Chordata; Mammalia; Rodentia; Cricetidae.